AUGAAGCUCGCUGUCAUCCUCACCCUGGCCUCCCUUGCUCUCUGCUGCAGCCUUGCUUCAGCAGAGAUCUGCCCAGGCUUCCUGAAUGUCAUCAAAACCCUCUUCGUGGGCACGCUUUCCAGUUACGAGGCUGCGCUUGAGUUUUUCGUCCCAGACGCAGACAUGAAAGAUGGGAUGAUCCAGCUGAGGAAUCUGGUGGACACCCUCCCCUCAAACACCACAGAGAACAUCCUCAAGUUCACGGUAACAAGCUCCUUUCCCCCUGUGCCUCUUAGCAGCGGAUCCCCCCAGUCCCUAGGCUACAGCCUCGCCCCAUUUUUUUGGAGCCGUUUCUAAUCCAGAAAGGAAAAUCCCAGUGCAAAUAGUCCUUCCGGAAGCAGACUCGGUCCUCUUACCCUUUUUAAGAGGUUUCUGAGACAUAAUCAAAACUCUUACAAGCUUAGUUCUUUCUCAAGCUACUGACCCUCUUAAUGGACAUUG
This is a messenger RNA of Enhydra lutris kenyoni (northern sea otter), 480 nucleotides long. RefSeq names its product secretoglobin family 1A member 1. The record is from RefSeq and is a predicted model, not a curated record. NCBI's taxonomy places the organism in Eukaryota, Metazoa, Chordata, Mammalia, Carnivora, Mustelidae. Gene Ontology annotation, cellular component: cytoplasm. The transcript is spliced from 2 exons. Bases 1 to 336 code for a protein of 111 amino acids. Gene Ontology annotation, biological process: signal transduction.